GCCGCUCUCCUUCAAGGACGUCGGCUACGCACAAAUCUCAAGCGAGAAUGCUGGUGGUGCGAGCUUCGUCUAUGUCGAUGCUUCGGUGGCCGGAGAGAACUGUUCAACAUCCUCGUCCUCACUGCUCGGUGCACAAAGAGCUCCUCUCCAAGAGACUGGCUCCAACAUCUUUGGAUUGACAGCCGCCCCGGGCAACCUGCAGAAUUUCGUGCUGGUAGCCUACCGGGGAGGCUCUGCAGCGCCUGUCAAUGCAGAUCACGGCGUCCUGAGAUUUAGCAACGAAGGCUUCUCAGAGUGCCUUGCGGAGAUUGUAGUUUCCGGAAAGAAGCGCAGCAUUGUCGGACGUCUCGCACCUGGUGCUGGCAUGCAGGUGUCGCUGGCCUGUGAUGCCGCCGAACAGGCGCCAACAGCGUUGUCAUUCAACUGCGCUGGGGAGGUUAUCAUGCACGAGAUUGCCAAUGACGGUUUGGGUGCGGUGAUGUGUCCGGGUUCCACACUCCAGGUAUCUCUUGUUGGCCAUUUAGAGCUCAACGGUACCUUCGGCCCUUCCGUGCAGCUUGUGAGCGGCUCCCCAUGCUCGUGUGCUGAACGUUGCCGGCCUUCUUGCGCUGUAGCUUCGUCAGAGAGAGCCAUGGUCAGUGGAUUGCUGAUGUUCCUCUUUUUGCGAGAAGCCAUGAUGUGA
Symbiodinium sp. CCMP2592 is the source of this 682-nucleotide messenger RNA. Lineage: Eukaryota; Dinophyceae; Suessiales; Symbiodiniaceae. The record is from the annotation of a GenBank genome assembly.